Molecule: messenger RNA, 2076 nt
Organism: Candida tropicalis MYA-3404
Lineage: Eukaryota; Fungi; Ascomycota; Pichiomycetes; Serinales; Debaryomycetaceae
Gene: MSI3
Product: adenyl-nucleotide exchange factor
Exons: 1
Coding region: 1-2076 (691 amino acids)
Biological process (GO): protein folding
Cellular component (GO): cytosol; nucleus
Molecular function (GO): ATP binding; ATP-dependent protein folding chaperone
Source: RefSeq, a predicted model, not a curated record
AUGUCAGUUCCAUUUGGUGUUGAUUUAGGUAACAACAGCACAGUUAUUGCUUGUGCCAAAAACAGAGGUAUUGAUAUCGUUGUCAAUGAAGUUUCCAACAGAGCCACUCCUUCUUUAGUUGGUUUUGGUCCAAAAAACAGAUACUUGGGUGAAGGUGCUAAGAAUCAACAAACUUCAAACAUCAAAAACACUGUUGAUAACUUGAAGAGAAUUGUUGGUUUACCAGCCGACCACCCAGAUUUCGAAAUUGAAAAGGAAUAUUUCACUAUCCCAUUAGUUAAAAAUGACAAGAACGGAAUCUCUGGUAAAGUUAGAUACUUGAACAAACAACAAGAAUUCAAUGCUACUCAAUUAUUUGCCAUGUACUUGAACAAAAUCAAGGACACUGCCCUUAAGGAAACCAAAGGUAACAUUACUGAUAUCUGUUUAUCUGUUCCAGGAUGGUACACUGAAAAACAACGUCGUGCUGCUGCUGAUGCUUGUAGAAUUGCAGGUUUGAACCCAGUUAGAAUUGUUAACGAAGUCACCGCUGCUGCUGUUGGUUACGGUGUUUUCAAAGCUGCUGACUUACCAGAAGAUGAAUACAAGAAAGUUGCUUUUGUUGAUGUUGGUCACUCUUCUUACCAAGUUGCCAUCGCUGCCGUUAAGAGAGGUGAAUUAAAAAUUUUGGGUGCCGCUUACGACAAACACUUUGGUGGUAGAAACUUUGAUUUUGCCAUUGCUGAACAUUUUGCUACUGAAUUCAAAUCUAAAUACAAGAUUGACAUUCACGAAAAUCCAAAGGCUUUCUACAGAGUUUUAACUGCUGCUGAAAAAUUGAAGAAAGUUUUGUCUGCCAACACUCAAGCUCCAUUCAACAUUGAAUCUGUUAUGAACGAUGUUGAUGUUUCUUCCUCUUUGACUAGAGAAGAAUUGGAAGACUUGGUUAAACCAUUGUUAUCCAGAAUCAAUGUUCCAAUUGAAAAUGCCUUGAAGGAUGCUGGUUUGAAACCUGAAGAUUUGGACUCCAUUGAAGUUAUUGGUGGUUCUUCUAGAAUUCCAGCUGUUAAAAACAGAAUUGCUGAAAUCUUUGGUAAACCAUUGUCAUUUACUUUGAACCAAGAUGAAGCCAUUGCUAAAGGUAAUGCUUAUAUUUGUGCUUGCCACUCCCCAACUGUUAGAGUUAGACCAUUCAAAUUCGAAGACUACAACCAAUACACUGUUUCUUACUUCUGGGAUAAAGAAGAAGAAGAUGAAGACCACUUGGAAGUUUUCCCUAAAGGAGGUUUGUUCCCAAGCACCAAGAUUAUCACCUUGUUCAGAAAAGGUCCAUCUUUUGAAAUUGAAGCCAGAUACACCAAACCAGAAGAAUUACCAAAGGGUACUGAAACUUUAAUUGGUAAAUGGAAGAUCAGUGGUGUUGUACCAAGCGAAGGUGAAGCUUCUAUUGCCACCAAGAUUAAAUUGAGAAACGACCCAUCUGGUUUCUACACCAUCGAAAGUGCUUACACUGUUGAAGAACAAAUUGUCAAGGAAUUGGUUGAACCAAAAGAAGGUGAAGAAGUUGAUGAAGAUGCCGAACCAGAAUACAGAGAAGUCAAGAAAUUGGUUAAGAAGGAUGAUUUGACUAUUGAAAGUGAAAAUGCUGCUUUACCAGAUGGUGAAUUGCAAAAAUUCAUUGAAGAAGAAGCUUCUAUGGUUAUGGCUGAUAAAUUAGUUUUCGACACUGAAGAAAAGAAGAAUCAAUUGGAAGAAUACAUUUACGAAUUGAGAGGUAAAUUGGAUGACCAAUACAAAGAUUUUGCUUCUGAUGAAGAAAAAGAAAAAUUGAGCAACUUGUUGAUGAAGACCGAAGAUUGGUUAUAUGAUGAAGGUGAAGACAGUACUAAAGGUAAAUACAUUGCUAAAUACGAAGAAUUGGCUUCUAUUGGUAACAUUAUCAGAGGUAGAUACUUGGCUAAAGAACAAGAAAAGAAAGAACAAUAUAGACAAAAACAAGAAGCUGCUCAAGCUGCUGCUAUGGCUGAAAAGAUGGCUGCUCAAAGAGAAGCCUCUAAAAAAGGUAAAGAUUCUGAAGGUGAUGUUGAAAUGAACUAA